Messenger RNA from Leptopilina heterotoma, 428 nucleotides. RefSeq lists its product as uncharacterized. The record is from RefSeq and is a predicted model, not a curated record. The transcript is spliced from 4 exons. Bases 57 to 365 code for a protein of 102 amino acids. Lineage: Eukaryota; Metazoa; Arthropoda; Insecta; Hymenoptera; Figitidae.
UUUAAAAAAUAAUUAUCGAUUCAUAUUUUAAUAUAAAAAUAAAUAAAAAUUUAAAAAUGCGUUUUACAAUUCUUGCUCUGUUUAUUUUCUGUGGUUUCUUUUAUUUUUCUGAAGGACAAUCUUAUGCGUCUGGAUUCAUAAGGAAGGUUAAUAAUCGUCCAGGAGCAGGAGUUAAAACUUACCCAGUUCUUAAUAUUGCAGCCAAAAAUUGUUAUCCGGGACUGAACCAAUGCCUUAGAAAUAAUCCUUAUAAUCGUAGAUAUUGUUAUGAUUUGUGCGUUCAACAUGUAAGUGCAUCAUAUUAUCCAACUUACUAUCCAGCUUACUUUGUAUGCAAAAAUAAUGUUAAGGAGUGCCGAUCUUAAGGACAAAACAAAUACUAUCGAACCGUGUUAACUAUUUUUGUUAAUUAAUAUAAGAAUACAAAA